Molecule: messenger RNA, 485 nt
Organism: Cutaneotrichosporon oleaginosum
Lineage: Eukaryota; Fungi; Basidiomycota; Tremellomycetes; Trichosporonales; Trichosporonaceae
Source: RefSeq, a predicted model, not a curated record
UCUCGAAGGUGGAGGAACGAUGGAGGAACACAAUUAGCUCGUGGCUCGGCCGAGCGUGCCGUGAAACGAACGCAAAUCUCUGAUCCAGAUGCUAGCAUGCUCAGAGGAUCAGAGGACCAAGAGUCCAGAAUAUCUGAGUACGCGCGACACGCCGUGCCUCUGCACCAAUCCUCCUGGCCCAUAGGCACCAGUGUCCAGACGCAAGCCGUGCCUAUCUUUUAUCCCCUGCCUCCCCUUCCUCCCCCACCUCCUGCCAGACUCACCCGACACUUGACCCUCGUUCCCCUGGUGUCUCAACUCUUUUGUGCACCUCGUUUGCACUCAGUUCCGCGAUCCACCAGCAACAGCACCAGCUGACGGCCCUGGGCAUCACCCCCCCUUGUGCUGACACUUUUUGACUUUGGCACCGCCGUACCGCAGCGCCGCAGUGCCGCAGCGCAGCGCGCCGGUGUCAGCGAACUAACUUUGCGCAUACAAACAUGCCU